This is a messenger RNA of Xenopus tropicalis (tropical clawed frog), 1839 nucleotides long. RefSeq names its product cholinergic receptor nicotinic beta 2 subunit (gene chrnb2). Gene Ontology annotation, molecular function: monoatomic ion channel activity; transmembrane signaling receptor activity; acetylcholine-gated monoatomic cation-selective channel activity. The transcript is spliced from 6 exons. Gene Ontology annotation, biological process: chemical synaptic transmission, postsynaptic; regulation of postsynaptic membrane potential; monoatomic ion transport. Bases 53 to 1552 code for a protein of 499 amino acids. Lineage: Eukaryota; Metazoa; Chordata; Amphibia; Anura; Pipidae. Gene Ontology annotation, cellular component: postsynaptic membrane; membrane; synaptic membrane. The record is from RefSeq and is marked provisional.
AUCGGGUCGGUUCAGCACCACGGACAGCGGCCGGUAGGAAUGAGGCGAUGAGAUGAUCCGGACCGGGAUGGCCCCCCUCCUGGCGGCCCUGUACCUCCUGCUGGGGCUGCUGCCAGGCUGCCUGGGGACGGACACAGAGGAGCGCCUGGUGGAACAUCUUCUGGACCCUUCUCGCUACAACAAACUUAUCCGCCCGGCAACAAAUGGCUCAGAGCAAGUCACCGUUCAACUAAUGGUCUCAUUGGCCCAACUCAUCAGCGUGCAUGAGCGGGAGCAGAUUAUGACAACUAAUGUCUGGCUGACUCAGGAGUGGGAGGAUUACAGACUCACCUGGGACCCAGCGGAGUUUGAUGACAUGAAGAAAGUCCGACUCCCAUCCAAGCAUAUUUGGCUCCCCGAUGUCGUGCUGUACAACAAUGCCGACGGGAUGUACGAGGUGUCGUUCUACUCCAACGCGGUGGUGUCCCACGACGGCAGCAUAUUCUGGUUGCCCCCUGCCAUAUACAAGAGCGCCUGCAAGAUUGAAGUCAAGCACUUCCCCUUUGACCAGCAGAACUGCACCAUGAAGUUCCGCUCUUGGACGUACGACCGCACAGAGCUGGACCUGGUGCUGAGGAGCGACGUGGCCAGCCUCGACGACUUCACGCCCAGCGGCGAGUGGGACAUCAUCGCCCUUCCCGGACGGAGGAACGAGAAUCCCAACGACUCCACCUACGUGGACAUCACCUACGACUUCAUUAUCCGGCGCAAACCCCUCUUCUACACCAUCAACCUCAUCAUUCCCUGCAUCCUCAUCACCUCAUUGGCCAUCCUAGUCUUCUACUUGCCCUCGGACUGUGGGGAGAAAAUGACUCUGUGUAUCUCGGUGCUUCUGGCUCUCACUGUAUUCCUGCUCCUUAUAUCCAAGAUCGUACCCCCCACUUCUCUGGAUGUGCCACUAGUGGGCAAGUACCUGAUGUUUACUAUGGUCCUGGUGACAUUUUCCAUCGUGACCAGUGUCUGCGUAUUGAACGUGCACCACCGCUCCCCAACCACACACACUAUGCCACCCUGGGUGAAGGUAGUCUUCCUGGAUAAGCUGCCCACCUUACUCUUUAUGAAGCAGCCCAGGCAGAACUGUGCCCGCCAACGGUUACGCCAGCAGAGGCAAAGCCAGGAGAGGGCUGCCGGUAGCUUCUUCCUCCGGGACGGCGCCAGGUCCUGCACCUGUUAUGUUAACCAAGCCUCGGUGAAAAAGUACGGAGCCCAGCUUUCCGAGCUCCCCGAAGGAGUCAACGGCUUCCGGGACAGACAGGGCAAGGUGCGCCAGUGUCUGUGCGGCCUGCAGGAAGCGGUGGACGGAGUGCGUUUCAUCGCCGACCACAUGAAGAGCGAAGAUGAUGAUCAGAGCGUGAGCGAGGACUGGAAAUACGUGGCCAUGGUUAUCGACCGCCUCUUCCUGUGGAUCUUCGUGUUCGUCUGCGUUUUCGGGACGAUCGGCAUGUUCCUGCAGCCGCUGUUUCAGAACUACACGACCAAUGCGUUGGUACAUAUGAACCACGCGGCCAACUGAGAAACAUUGAGGGCCCUCAGACCUGGUCGCUGGCCCAAAUCUACCUUAGAGAUUAUUCCCACCCACCCCCGUCCCCAACACAGUGAAGAAAUCCUGGUGGAACCUGGGAAUAGCUCACCCCUCCCUUCACCACUGAAUUAGUACAAAUUUGGGGAACUUAUUCCUCUGCACACGUUUAUUGACCCAGCAAGUUCCAGAAUCCAGGUGAGAGGGGUCCAUGCGAAUUGAACCCCCCCUACAGACUCUUAUAUUAAUCUCAAGCAAUAAAGAUGAGCUUCUGGAUCUGC